Neoarthrinium moseri is the source of this 1278-nucleotide messenger RNA. RefSeq lists its product as uncharacterized. The transcript is spliced from 3 exons. Bases 1 to 1278 code for a protein of 425 amino acids. The record is from RefSeq and is a predicted model, not a curated record. Gene Ontology annotation, molecular function: transmembrane transporter activity. Gene Ontology annotation, cellular component: fungal-type vacuole membrane. Gene Ontology annotation, biological process: transmembrane transport. NCBI's taxonomy places the organism in Eukaryota, Fungi, Ascomycota, Sordariomycetes, Amphisphaeriales, Apiosporaceae.
AUGUCCGACAGGAGUCAUGACGAAGCGCCAGCAGCUGUUAAGGUCGUGGAUUUGAAUGACGGCAUUCUUUCCGAAGUUCAGAAGACUGAGUCGCACGUUGGGGCGGAUGUUACCAAAGACGAUGAUACACUGCCGGAUGGGGGCCUGCACGCAUGGCUACAAGUCCUGGGUUCGUUCUGCCUUUACUGGAAUACAUGGGGCAUGUUGAACACGUUUGGUGUCUACCAGACUUAUUACCAGGAUGGACCUCUUCGCGACAUGUCUCCAUCUGCUAUUUCGUGGAUCGGCUCAAUCCAGUCUUUCCUGCUUCUGUUUGUUGGCGUCAUCUCGGGUCCGUUAUAUGACAAAGGCCAUCUGCGGUCGUUACUGGUUUCUGGCAGCGUACUGGUGGUCUUUGGGAUGAUGAUGACGAGUUUGUGCACACAGUAUUGGCAGCUUGUGCUUGCGCAGGCCAUUUGCAUUGGGCUGGGGACAGGACUCCUCUAUAUCCCUUCUAUUGCCAUCAUCCCCCAAUAUUUCCAUCGCCGCAAGGCACUUGCCAUGGGGCUAGUGGUGUCCGGAUCAAGUUGCGGUGGCGUUUUCUACUCCAUCGUCUUCAAUCAACUUCAACCCAAGAUCGGGUUCGGCUGGACAAUACGUGUUGAGGGCCUGAUCUCUCUUCUGACUUUGUCAAUCGCCAUCGCAAUUCUUCGCCGUCGCGAGAAGCCGUCAGAGGAGAUCCGAACGCUCCUUGACCUACCAGCAUUUAGGGAGCGACCGUAUAUCUUCUACUGUGCCGCGUUGUGCACAAGCAACAUAGCAUUCUUCACACCAGUGUUUUAUAUGCAGCCAUAUGCUUUGGUACAUGGGCUUGAGGGUCAAACAAUUGCGCUGUAUCUGGUAGCCAUCAUGAACGCGUGCUCGAUACUAGGACGCCUUGCACCGUCACUUAUCGCAAAUAAGAUUGGGCCUGUCCACACACUACUUUGCAGUAUCGUAUGCACUGGCAUUACCGUCUUUGGGUGGAUAACAACUAAGACGGGAUGGGGUAACAUUACCUUUGCAGCAUUCUUUGGAUUCUUCUCCGGGGGCAUCAUAGCAUUACCUCCCAUCGUACUCACAAGCUUUACUAAAGACUUGAGUCGUCUCGGUACACCUAUCGGCGGAGCAAUCCUGAAUUCGACGGGGAGUUACCUGGGAAUUCAGCUUUAUGCCGGCUCUGUCAUUAUGGCUACAGCUUGUUGUCUCUUAGCUCUGAGGUUCGCGCUGACAGGCAAGAAAAUGAUCACCAAGGCAUAA